This is a messenger RNA of Apis cerana (Asiatic honeybee), 762 nucleotides long. RefSeq names its product swi5-dependent recombination DNA repair protein 1 homolog. The record is from RefSeq and is a predicted model, not a curated record. Gene Ontology annotation, cellular component: Swi5-Sfr1 complex. Gene Ontology annotation, biological process: positive regulation of DNA-templated transcription; double-strand break repair via homologous recombination. NCBI's taxonomy places the organism in Eukaryota, Metazoa, Arthropoda, Insecta, Hymenoptera, Apidae.
ACAAAAUAAUAACAUUCAUCAAAACAUCUUUUCCUUAAAAAAGAAGUAAAAUCGUAUAAAACAUAAUAUAAUAGAUAGAAAUAUAGAUAGAAAUCAUAUAAAAUGUAUUAUUGAUAUUGAAUAAUUUGAAAUUACUUAAUAAAAUACUUAAUAAAAUUAGUUAAAAUUAUUAUUUAAUUAAAUAUAAUUAUAAAGAAAAAUGAAUAUAAGUGCUAAGCCAUUCAAAAAUGGAAAAGGUGUAAAUAAACCUUUUCGUUCUCCAUUUAAUAUACCCCAAAGUAAUAAUAAUAUAAAUAUCUCAAAAUUAAGCACAUAUGAAACACCAUCAAAAAUAUCCGUAGCAAAAAGACUAAUAUAUCAAAAAACACCUUCUCCUAAAAAAUUAUGUAUAAAUAAAGAAAAUAAUAAUAAACAAACAGAGAUUGAAAUAAAAAAUAAAUUAUAUCAAAUAGAUUUGGAAUUAUUAAAAAAAAAAAUACAAAAAAAAGAAGAAUCUAUUAAAAUUUUAAAAACUACAUUAUUAUAUAAGAAAAAGAACAAAGCUGAAAAUUUAGAAAGUGUUAUAAAAAAAUGGACAACAUGUUGUCAGAAUGCUCUUAUUGAUUAUCAGAAAUGUUUACAAGAAAAAAAUGAUCAACCAGUAAAAUUAUUUGAAAUUUUAUCUUCAUUUAAUAUUAAUCCUGAUAUAGUUUGUUUCUCUAUUGAUGAUGAUAUAUUUUAUUAAUUAAAAUAAAUAUAAAAAAAACAUAUUAUAUAAUAAUA